Molecule: messenger RNA, 435 nt
Organism: Rotaria socialis
Lineage: Eukaryota; Metazoa; Rotifera; Eurotatoria; Philodinida; Philodinidae
Source: the annotation of a GenBank genome assembly
AUGUUAAUCCAUCGCAUUGAACGUGUACAGGCUGUUCGCCAUCAUUAUUACAUCAACCAACGCUUGCGACGACUGAUCGACGAGAUCAAGCGUCAAAGAUCUUCGCAUGGGACUCGUGGUAUCAAAAUUCACCAUGACAAUGGUAGGCCACAUGCGCAUAAAAAUGUAUCCGAUUAUCUUGAAUCUGAAGAGCUUGCAAUCAUAUCACAUCCACAUUAUUCUCCAAAUUUAUCACCUUGUGAUUUUUGGUUAUUCGACAUGAUCAAAGAUAAUCUCACCAAUCAAGAAGAUUCAGAAUCAUUACAUAAUGCAGUGACCGAUUUCAUGAACUCUUCAAAUCGAAACGAGUACAAAAAGACAUUCGAGAAAUCGAUCGAAAUGAUGCAGCUGUGUGUAGAUAAUCAUGCUGAUUACUUUGAACAUUUAGUGAAAUAA